AUGAUCAAGCAGUUGAUUGGAAUGGAGUUGGCGUACAUCAACACCAACCACCCAGACUUUGUAGGCGGCCAGGAGGCUGUGAGCCGUAUUAUGGAGAAACGCAAUCACAGUACUCGAGGCCACAACCCGAACCCACAGCCACACCUCAGCGACCAAGUGCCACUACAUCCACUGCACCCGACAGCAGCUCCGGUAGACAUACAGCAAAACCCGCCCGAUUCAGCCUCGGAGGACAAGGCCGAGCACCCUACUUAUGAGGUGGAUGGCAUGCAGCCGUCGUUGAGUGCACACGCAAAGGGUAUCCAUGCAUCGCAAAGCGAAUCGACGCUGCCCAAUUUGGCGCAUAACGAGCGGUGA
Sphaeroforma arctica JP610 is the source of this 357-nucleotide messenger RNA. RefSeq lists its product as hypothetical. The record is from RefSeq and is a predicted model, not a curated record. The transcript is spliced from 3 exons. Bases 1 to 357 code for a protein of 118 amino acids. NCBI's taxonomy places the organism in Eukaryota, Ichthyosporea, Ichthyophonida.